This is a messenger RNA of Labrus bergylta (ballan wrasse), 1706 nucleotides long. The record is from RefSeq and is a predicted model, not a curated record. NCBI's taxonomy places the organism in Eukaryota, Metazoa, Chordata, Actinopteri, Labriformes, Labridae.
GGGAAAUCUUUCCCUCGAAAUGCGCAUGCGCUGUUGAGAAAGCGGCAUGAACAAGCAGCUCGACGUGAGAAACUGGCAAUAACAAUGAGGCUCUCUCUCUCUCUCUCUCUCUCUCUGGCUAAGUUUGAACGCAGAUAGCGCCACAUGGAGGCGGUGCUGAGAAACUUACGGAGUACGGCGGAGCUGCUGGCCGUAGCUUCGCUCAGCUGUGAGGUGGAGCAGUGGGAUAAACAAACUCUGAGCCGAGCCUUUCACUGGGCCCGGUACUGCGAAAUCCUCUUUUCAAGGUUUCACAAUAACACCGCUAUAAGGAGGACACUGGAGAAGCACCUGCAGCUCACAAAUCAAAGUUUAGUAGCUACUUUUCCUGGAUACACAGAGGUCACUUUCUCUGACCUCUCCCGGUGUCAGCACAUGUUGCUUGUUGGGCUCUUGAACAAUCCUGAACUGCCCAUCUCCAUCACUAAGAUACUCUUUGACACUGGCGGUCCUAUUAACACCAAACAGAGUGACUAUCAGGAUGUUACCAGCUUCUGCAGCCGAAUCAUUCAAUGCAAAUCGGCUUGUAAAGUCCUGAGUCCUCUCACGGGUCUGUCAGCUGUGGGUGCUGAUGCUGAGGUGCGAGGGUUGAUGCUGAUGGAGAGACUGGAAGCUCUGCUGAGCCAAGGCGGCGAAGCACGCAGUACAGAGCACUUUCUGGACUCUGUCCUCCAGGGACGUGAGGGAGAAGCGGAACACUUCUGUGUGGUCAUCGCUGCAGCUCUGCUGACAACAAAAGACUCAGCUGCAAAAACUGCUUCACAGGAGUUUCUCUUGGACUGGCUGCAGACAAAAAACAGACUGCUGCAGCACAUGUGUUCUGCACUACCUAUUACUCAUAUAAUAAACCUAGCCAAAGAACACCGGAAAUUUAAAGAUGCAUACUAUGAUGUGCUGAAGAAGUGGGCCUCUGAUAUGGAGUUCAGCAUCACUGAAGGUGAAUGGGUUCAAACCAGCACAAACCAAACCGCCAUGUCCUACUGCAAACUGACGGAGCACUUUAAGGCCUUGUUUUCAGCCUGUCCCUCUCUGAGGGAGCAUGUAGAAAAUGAGCUAAAUGCAUUGAAAAUUUCAGAUGGAGAUUUUGAUGUCAGUGGUCUUAGUGUUUGGGGAGACCUUCUGUCAGCAAUAAACAGCUGACUGUCAGUCUUGUGGGUUUUUAAAAGCUGUAUUUUUUUACAUCUGUUUAUGACUUGAAGCAGUGUUUGUAUAGAUGUAAAUAUUAAACCACAUUACUUUGAUUAUUCCCAAACAGAACGUGUCAGCAGCACCAAUUAUUGAAAGCAGCAGAUACUUGAACUUGAUGUCAAAUAGUUGCUCAUUUCAUAUAAUUCUCUACCUUUUAUGAUGAUUUCAGUCAUAACUUUACCAGUUUUUUUAUGUUGCACAUUUUUUAUUUGUUCAAUGAAAAAAGUUGUUUUGUAGAAUAUUUGUGAAGUAGUAUUUCUUACUUACUAGUACUGAAACUCAUUUAUUGUAAGUGUUUAAAAAAAAAAAACACCCCUAGGUUGAGUGCAAAUUCCACAAAAAAGAAACACAACACUGUUGUCUAGUCAAUUUUUCUUCAUCAAUCAUUAUUUUUCAGUUUGUGCAAUUUGCAAAGACGUAGACCAAGAAACAAAACAAAACAAAAAUUCAGGACCAAAAAUAAAAUGUGUAUAAUUGAA